AUGGUGAGUCUUUACAUCUUAUACUCUGAAAGACCAUGGCACUUUGUUAUAGAUUUUAAAGGAAGUUCUGAUGGAUUUAUCUCAGCACUCAGAAAUCUAAGAAACUUGGAGAAAGUAGAAAUUCUGCAUUUUGAAAGCGGAAGUCAGACAGAUAGGCGCAGGCAGAAAACCAUCUUGGCCUGCCUUCUUGUUCUUGCCGUUAGCGUGGCACUGUCCAAUGCUUCCUGCUUCCUUCAGCCAUUGAAGCCAUGGGUGUCUGGUGGCGAGACCAUAGGCUGCCAUGACUUAAAUGGAGAGGGGCAUGAAUUUGAUUCCAGCUGGAGGACCAUAGACUGCAAUGAUUGUUCCUGUUCCAGGGGUGGAAUCAGAUGCUGCACCGCCUAUGUAAAACCAGUUGACUACGACGAAGAGAAGUGUGUAAGCAUUUUCAACAAGGAGACCUGCACUUAUAAAGUAGUGGAGAAAGAUAAUCACUCAAAAGAAUGCCCAGUCAAUGCGUGGGUGGGCUAA
This is a messenger RNA of Charadrius vociferus (killdeer), 510 nucleotides long. RefSeq names its product beta-microseminoprotein J1-like. NCBI's taxonomy places the organism in Eukaryota, Metazoa, Chordata, Aves, Charadriiformes, Charadriidae. The transcript has 4 exons. The coding region runs from base 1 to 510 and encodes 169 amino acids. The record is from RefSeq and is a predicted model, not a curated record.